Messenger RNA from Periophthalmus magnuspinnatus, 3657 nucleotides. It is a transcript of the gene slc4a3, whose product is annotated as solute carrier family 4 member 3. Lineage: Eukaryota; Metazoa; Chordata; Actinopteri; Gobiiformes; Gobiidae. The transcript has 23 exons. Gene Ontology annotation, molecular function: monoatomic anion transmembrane transporter activity; solute:inorganic anion antiporter activity. The record is from RefSeq and is a predicted model, not a curated record. The coding region runs from base 1 to 3657 and encodes 1218 amino acids. Gene Ontology annotation, biological process: bicarbonate transport; monoatomic anion transport; transmembrane transport. Gene Ontology annotation, cellular component: plasma membrane.
AUGGCUGCGGGGGGACAUGUUUCAGACGUCUUCAUCAGUCUGCAGCAGGUCACAGUGGACGACGACGCAGAGGCCUCAGGUCCAGACCCCGGUCCAGACUCAGGUCCAGACUCGGACUCGGACUCGGACUCGGACCUGGAGAGGGCUCUGUCCGUGCAGAGGUUCACGACGUUCCUCAGCGCCUCUGCUCCUCAGGGAGAACCCGCGGGACGUCUGUACACGGACCGGGACUAUGAACACCACAGACAGAGUCAGCUCCACACACACCACCCUCUCUCCACCCACCUGCCCCCGCCCCACAGGCAGAGGAGGAGGCUCCACAGCUCCCCCAGAGGCCACAGGAAGAAACGACGCAGGAAAAAGACGUCUGUCCCUCCUUCAAACGUCACUCCCACCAUCCAGGAGGAGGAUGAGGAGGAGUCUGACCAGACCCAGACCAACGAGAGCUCAGUGACAGAACCAGAGUUUAGUUUGGGGAGUCAAGAGGAGCUGGAGGAGCUCGCUGGUACAAGCUCAUUCCACACAGAGGAUGAAGAGCGCCCCCUGUCUGCGGCUGAGAGGGACGCGCAGGACGGAGAUGGACACGCGAGACAGGAGACGACAGAGGAGCGAGAGGAGACGGGCAGCUCUCCGCCCGACUGCCUCCCCUCCACCUCCUCCGGCUCCGGCCUGUGUCUGAGGAGGAAGCCGCUUCACCACCGGGGGGCGCUGUGUCAGAGGAGCAACUACGACCUGAGAGAGAGGACGCGCAUCGGCAGCAUGACCCAGGAGGGGGCGCUGUACACCAGAGUGCCCACGGACGAGGCCGAGGCCAAGAUGCUGGCGUCUGCGGACCUCGACGAUAUGAAGAGCCACAGGUUUGAGGACAACCCCGGGCUGAGGAGGCACUUGGUCAAGAAAUCCUCUAGGGGGCAGCUGUCCAGAACCAGCACCAGCUCCACCCCCCUGUCCAGCCUCAAGAAGAAGAAGAGAGCGGCGGAGAAGAAGACGCACGAGUUGUUCGUGGAGCUGAACGAGCUGAUCGUGGAGCACAGCGAGCUGCGCUGGAAGGAGCGAGCGCGAUGGAUCAAGUUUGAGGAGGACGUGGAGGAGGAGACCGGGCGAUGGGGCAAACCUCACGUGGCCUCGCUGUCCUUCAGGAGCCUGCUGGAGCUCAGGAGGACCAUCUCACACGGAGCCGUUCUCUUGGACCUGGAGCAGACCAAACUCCCGGCCAUCGCUCACAUCGUCGUGGAAACCAUGAUCAUCUCAGACCAGAUCAGAGCCGAGGACCGGGCCAACGUGCUGCGCGCUCUUCUGCGAAAACACACACAUCCCAGCGACAUGAAGCACCGGUUCCAUCGACACCACUCGACCUCCAGCUUCAACCACAACCACCUGGACGCCAGCAGCCUGCCCCUAGUGUUAGAAGAGGAGCAUCGCGAGAAGGGAGCGUACGACCCCAAGCAAGACGUCUUCACCACUCUGUUCACGUCGCUCCACCCUCUGCCCCCGGAGCACCACCCGGCCGCAGCCAGAUCCUUCAAACUGAUGGAGAAGAUCCCCAAAGACGCAGAGGCCGUCAUCGUGCUCGUCGGUUGCGUGGACUUCCUGGAGCAGGCGGCGAUGGCCUUUGUGCGUCUGAACGAGGCCGUCCUGUUUGAGUCCAUGCUGGAGGUCCCGGUCCCGGUCCGGUUCCUGUUCUUCCUCCUGGGCCCGAGUCAGAGCAGCAUGGACUACCACGAGAUCGGGCGCUCCUUUUCCACGCUCAUGUCCGACAAGAACUUCCAUGAGGUGGCGUACUUCGCGGACGACCGGCAGGACCUUCUGAACGGCAUAAACGAGUUCUUGGACUGCAGCAUCGUGCUCCCCCCGUCGGACAUCGAGGGUAAAGAUCUGCUCAAGACGGUGGUGGACUUCCAGAAACAGCUCCUGAAGAAGAGGAAGGAGCGGGAGCUGAAGAAACGCCAGUCCAUCGUCGGCUUCGAGCUGGAGAACAAAGAGGCCGUCCCCGAGGAGGAGGAGUCCGUGGAUCAGGAGAUAGACCCCCUGAAACGUUCUGGGGUCCCGUUUGGAGGUCUGAUCCACGACAUCGGGAGGAGGUUCCCCCACUACGUGAGCGACCUGAGGGACGCUCUGGACAUGCAGUGUAUCGCCGCCGUCAUCUUCAUUUACUUCGCCGCCCUGUCGCCGACCAUCACCUUCGGAGGGCUGCUGGGGGAGAAGACGGAGGGCAUGAUGGGCGUGACGGAGCUGAUCGUGUCCACGGCGACGCUGGGUGUGGUCUUCUCGCUAUUGGCCGGUCAGCCUCUGCUCAUCAUCGGUUUCUCGGGGCCUCUGCUGGUCUUCGAGGAGGCCUUCUACAAGUUCUGCCAGGCUCAGCAGUUCGAGUAUCUGACGGGCCGCGUGUGGAUCGGGUUCUGGCUGAUCGUGAUCGUUCUCGUGAUCGUGGCGGCGGAGGGCAGUUUCCUGGUGCGCUACAUCUCUCCGUUCACUCAGGAGAUCUUCGCUUUCCUCAUCUCCCUCAUCUUCAUCUACGAGACCUUCUCCAAGAUCUUCAAGGUGUUCCGAGAGCACCCCCUGCUGGCCGUGUACCCGAGCGGCGGCCGUCUCCCUGACGACCAGGAGGGGCCGGUGUUUAACCAGCCCAACACGGCGCUGCUGUCCCUCGUGCUCAUGAUGGGGACCUUCUUUGUGGCGUUUUUCCUCAGAAAGUUCCGGAACAGCAGGUUUUUAGGAGGAAAGGCUCGGAGGAUCAUUGGAGACUUUGGGAUCCCCAUCUCCAUCCUGGUCUCAGUGCUCGUGGACUACUCCAUCCCCGACACGUACACUCAGAAGUUAAACGUCCCGUCGGGUUUCUCCGUGACGUCUCCGGAUAAGCGAGGUUGGUUCAUCAGUCCUUUUGGAGACAAACAGCCGUUCCCGACGUGGAUGAUGGGAGCGUCGGUCGUCCCGGCUCUGCUCGUCUUCAUCCUCAUCUUCAUGGAGACGCAGAUCACGUCUCUGAUAGUGAGUAAAAAAGAGCGCCGUUUGGUCAAAGGUUCUGGGUUCCACUUGGACCUCCUCCUGAUCGUGAUCCUCGGCGCCGUGUGUCCUCUGUUCGGUCUCCCGUGGCUCACGGCGGCGACCGUCCGCUCGGUCACUCACGUCAACGCUCUGACCGUCAUGAGCAAAGCCACCGCCCCCGGAGAGAAACCCAUGAUCCAAGAGGUCAAAGAGCAAAGGGUCACCGGGAUGCUCGUGUCUGUGCUCGUGGGUCUGUCCAUCGUGAUGACCGAUGUGCUCCGCCUCAUCCCGUUGUCCGUGCUGUUCGGGAUCUUCCUUUAUAUGGGCGUGACCUCUCUGACCGGGAUCCAGCUGUACGAACGCAUCACGCUCAUGGUGACGCCCGCCAAGCACCAUCCGGAUCAUAUAUACGUCACUAAGGUGCGGACUUGGCGUAUGAACAUGUUUACCAUCAUCCAGCUGGCCUGCAUCGUUGCAUUGUGGGUAGUGAAGUCCACGGUGGCGUCCCUGGCGUUCCCGUUCGUCCUGAUCAUGACGGUUCCUCUGAGGAGAGUCGUUCUGUCCAGAAUCUUCCACGAGCGCGAGCUGCAGGCCCUCGACUGUGAUGAAGACUCCCCCAACUUUGCUGAAGACGGUCGAGAUGAAUACAACGAGAUCCACAUGCUGGUCUAA